Molecule: messenger RNA, 1445 nt
Organism: Hyposmocoma kahamanoa
Lineage: Eukaryota; Metazoa; Arthropoda; Insecta; Lepidoptera; Cosmopterigidae
Gene: Syngr
Product: synaptogyrin
Exons: 5
Coding region: 58-738 (226 amino acids)
Cellular component (GO): synaptic vesicle membrane; neuromuscular junction
Source: RefSeq, a predicted model, not a curated record
AUUAAUGGGCGGUGAGUUCUGGUGCUGUUAGUCGUUGAAGUUUGUUAAAGAGUGAAAAUGGAAACUACAGGUGCGUAUGGGGGCGGCAAAGCAGGCGGAGUGUUCGAUCCUCAGCAAUUCAUACAGAAGCCUCCUGUAAUAGUCAGGGCUGUUUGCUGGUUAUUCAGUGUGAUUGUAAUGGGCUGCAUCUCCGCCAAAGGCUGGUAUACCAAAGAUGGCAAAGAACUCUGUGUAUACAACGAUGAUACCAAUGCCUGCAACUAUGGUGUGGGCAUCUCCGUGAUUGCGUUCCUCGCCUCAAUUGGCUUCAUUGCGGGGGAAUAUCUGUUUGAACAGAUGUCCAGCGUGAAGACUCGGAAGCAUUAUGUGCUGGCUGAUAUGGGAUUCUCUGCUGCGUGGGCGUUCCUAUACUUCGUGGGCUUUUGUUACUUGUCGAACGCAUGGGGCAAGACCGAGAGCCCGCCCGCUGGCACCGCGAACAACAUGCAGGGAGCCAUCGCUUUCUGCUUCUUUUCCAUCUUCGCUUGGGUGGCAUGCGCGUUCUUCGCGUUCCAGCGGUUCCGAAUGGGUGCGGACGCGGCAUUCGCUCCGGCUUACGAAGUCGAGAACCAGGUGGGCAGCCCGGGCGGAUUCCCCACCUACCCUGGCGCGCCUGAUCCAAUGCCUGCCUACAGCGAGCCCCCUUUCAGCCAGCCGCAGACUGGCACCAACAUCGAUUAUACAGCUCCGACCUACUAAGCCCGUUGGAAGCUUCACUCGUUGUUCGUCUUUAUUUCAAUCACUUCAUCAAGAGUAAGUAAUAAUUACUAUGCUCAGUAAAAUACUCGUUCAUUUGUCCCUAUGACGAUAUUGUAUAACUUGACCAGUUAACAAAAACAGUUGAGAAAUUGACAGGAAUGUGCUCCGCACCUAUUAUAGUUUAAAGAUAACACUCUUUGUUAACUUGUCAACAAACACAAAGAUUGAUAAAUGUAAUAAUUAUUACUUAAUCAUAUUCGUUAGGUCGUCCAUUCUGUGAUUUCAAUUUAUUUUUUAACAAAUAUAUUUUUUCAAAUGUGUUAAUUUUAUUUGGUUGAGUGAGAUUCGUGUGUAUUAUUAUGUGUAUUACACGUAUUGUUUUUUUUUGUUACUCGAAUAUUUUUCCGAUUUAAUCGAAAAUAUUAGUAAGUUAAAAUAAAUGUAUCUAUAAUAUAACCAUAUAUUGCUUCGGAGUACCUGCUUGUAGGUAUAUGUAUAUUUGUGACAAUAUUACAAUCAAUAUCUACAUUUGUAAUAUAUCUAUACAACAUCUAUAAUGUAAUAUGUGUGAGUAAAUAACAUAAGGAAUCUUUGCAUUUUUUUUAACUUCAUUUUCUACUUAAUUCUUUUUUUUAGAAUGUUCUAAAACCCAACGAAAAAAUCAUUGAAUUUAGUCGUGCCAUUACACGAGCUUUACGAUAAAUUGC